Bipolaris maydis ATCC 48331 is the source of this 1290-nucleotide messenger RNA. The record is from RefSeq and is a predicted model, not a curated record. Lineage: Eukaryota; Fungi; Ascomycota; Dothideomycetes; Pleosporales; Pleosporaceae.
AUGGGGAUCCUAAAGAACCUCAUCAUCGCCACAACAGGUACCCACGUGUACACAUCCAAGCAAAUUCAAGGCUGGAUCGAGCGUAAUGACGGCCACUACUCGCCCACUAUCCACGAAGGUGUCACCCACCUCCUCGCUAGCGAAGAGGCAUACAAAUCCAAACAACGCACUGAAGCAGUGCGCCAAGCACUCUCACUUGGUAUCCAAAUCCUCAGCUACGACUGGCUUGACGACUCUCUGCACGCCCGCAAGAAACUCCCCGUCAAGAGUUAUGAACGGGGAGCCCUGAGCAAGAAGCGCCAUUUAGCUAAGCAGCUGAAGAGACUUGGUGCCGAGGCUGAUGGUAAGAAGUUUCGGGAGGGAUGUGAGGAGAUUAGGAAGUUGACAGGUUCAGUUCCUCCAAAAUUGAGCACAACACCCACACCUACCACCCCUUCUUCCACACUCGAUGAUUCGAGAACACAAGCUAAAUCCCACUGGAAAGCCGAAUACCACUACUACCAAGACACCACGGGUUUCGACUACAAAAUCACACUCGUCCAGAACGACGUCUCCAACAACAUCACCGCAAAAUACUACAUCGGCCUGCUAGAAAGCCACACAAAACCACACACGUACUGGGGCCUGGCACAAUACCAACCUGUCAAAACCAACCCGACUCCACCUUUACCCACCACUACCACCACCACCAACGCAACCUCCUGCACCAGCGCCCACAAGAACCCAUACAAAACCCACACCGAAGCCGAAAAACUCCGCCUCCUCGCCCUCAUCUCCCCUCCACCCGCUCACCCCUCCACCUCCCACGUCACCCCCCUCUGCCCCCGCAACUCUCCCUUCGCGCUAGCCUGGCGCUCCUUCCGCCAUGCCUUCCACGACCUAACCCUCAUACCCUGGGGAUCCCGCUUCGACGCCCACGCUCCCUUACUGCAAAAGCGCUCAGCCGCACAGCUAGACGUCGAACCGUAUCAGUACGUGAGGCCGAGGCUGGGCAUGCCUGUUGGCGUGUUUCCGCAGGCUGGUGGUGUAUUCGCGUCUGAGGGCGAGUAUGUCAGGGGUACAGUUGGGAUUCCGUUGGUUGAGGGGGGGCUGGAUGAGAUGGGGGCUUUUGGGGCGGUGGUGCUGGGGGAGAGACGGAGAGUGGAGGAGGAAAGGAGGAGGAGGGAAGGGGAGGUGCAGGAGGGGAAGAAGAGGAAGAGGGGGGCGAGGUUGGGGGAUGGGGUUGAUGGGAGGGGCUUUGUUGCGCCGGAGUUUGUGCAUUUGUUGAAGGGGGUUGGGGUGAGGAAGUGA